Molecule: messenger RNA, 915 nt
Organism: Parnassius apollo (apollo)
Lineage: Eukaryota; Metazoa; Arthropoda; Insecta; Lepidoptera; Papilionidae
Source: the annotation of a GenBank genome assembly
AUGGAGCGUGACCUCUUAGCUCCAGAGAAGUCACGAGUACUGCCCGCAUACAGCCAAAUCGCGAGGCGUAAAGAGAGCCCACCCAUCGCCGAACCAGCACCACUACCACGCCGGAACAUCGCCUCGCGAGGACGUACUCCCCCAGAACUGGAAGAAGAAGAUCUGCAGGAGGAGAAAAGACUGAAGGCCGGCUCGGAAUCGGUAUCCAAGUCGGCAUCAGCUUCAACCUCUGCCUCCACCUCGAAAGUCACACCCACUCCACCGCGGAAACAGCCGGUGACGAGGCAUAACUCGCCACCUGAGUCACCAUCUCCCACUACCUCACCGACUUGCAUGCAAUCUGAGAUGCAGGACUUCGGGGAGCAGCACCCAGAAGGGGAGAAACCCUCUGAUAGCACAUCUUACGCCACCCUCGCCCCAGUGCAAGAAGAAAUGGCAUUUGAACCCACUCCUGGACCAUCCUCGGCGCCGGACAGCUAUGUAGGGAUAGCUACCGCGCUUAGAACAGCCCCACCUUCGCCCACACCUCCACCAACUACAAGGCCACAGCAGCCUGUAGCAACACAACCGCAGCGGACGCAGCAGCCGCAGCAGCCGCAACAGCAGCGGCAACAACAGCUACCCACACCCGCAUCUGCGCCAACGGUCGCCGUCACUGGGGCAACCUUGGCAGUACCGGCAAACGACCCCAUUGAGCGCACAGAGCGUCAAAAGAAAAAGAGGAAAAGGAAGAAGAAGAAGGAGAAGGUGGCCACACUGGAUGUAGCAGUAGUAGGCACGUCUACCCCACUUCUUCCCCCAUUGCUACCACGCAGCAGCGGCCACAGCAGCCGCGCCAAGCGACCUUCCCUGCCCAAAUCCAGAGAAUGCAAACUACCCACCAACCCCGAGAACCACUCCAAAGACGGACAGUAG